Messenger RNA from Ornithodoros turicata, 2841 nucleotides. RefSeq lists its product as uncharacterized. Gene Ontology annotation, biological process: protein processing. Gene Ontology annotation, cellular component: plasma membrane. The record is from RefSeq and is a predicted model, not a curated record. Lineage: Eukaryota; Metazoa; Arthropoda; Arachnida; Ixodida; Argasidae. The transcript has 3 exons. Bases 23 to 2752 code for a protein of 909 amino acids. Gene Ontology annotation, molecular function: metalloendopeptidase activity.
CGUCCGUUCAUUCGAUUGCGAGAUGCCAGGAAAGAACCACCUUGGAGAAGAUGACGCGGAAAAGAAGCGUAAGAGAAAACCUCCCAAAUCUCCGUAUAGAGCUCCCAAAGGGCCUGGUACCAAGAGACACAAGGGCUCCAGAAAACCCGACAGCCAGCAACAACAGGCGAUGGAGACGUCCAGUCAACUGAAGGAAGGGGCUGGUGCUACCACAAUGUUAGUACACCAGGUGGUAUCCUAUGUGUUGCCCAGUACUCAGGAGGAAUCUGCACUCGAUGUCACACCGCACGAGUCCACAAAAUUGGGUCCCGCAAGCACCACCAAUGACAAGGUCGCUUUUAGUCCAGUCGAAGACAAGGUCGCUUUCAGUGCAGUCGAAGACAAGGUCGCUUUUAUUCCUGUCGAAGACAAGGUCGCUUUUAGUCCAGUCGAAGGUGAAGACGAAAACGAGCUGCCCAAGAAACUGUUCCGCGACGUCUCUUAUGUCCCGCCCGAAGAAGCCCUGGAAGCUAUACGGGAGGGACGUCGCCAAUCAGUAUGGCAACGCACGAAGAAAGAGGAUAGUGUACCUUCGCAAGAGGCUCAUCUGGUGUCGGUUCUUAAUCGCAUAGCACCCAACGAGGAACCGGACCUCAAGGAAAAAGGCCAGCAAGAUAAGAAGGUUGCCCAAGCCAGGAGUCCAUCAGGAAGGUCCCCCGCUAUGGUUGCCAGGACAAAAAGACGCUCACUGUUCUCUAAGUUCUACGACAGAUAUCUCUCGAGGAAACCUGGUGAUGUUUCCGAGUUGUCCACACGGGAAUGGAUCACCGUCUGUGGAGGAAGCAUCAUGCUACUUACUAUCCUGUGUGUCACAGCGAUAAUAAUGCUCAAGGUGCGCAAGACACCCGUAACUCUGGUCGACUGCAACAGCGCCGAGUGCAAGAAUCUAUUCCAAGAGCUCGUCAUGAACGUCAACGACAAUGUCGACCCCUGCGCUGACUUCUAUGCUUUCGUGUGCGGUGCAGGCCGGAAUGGCUUUGUAGCGACCGCGUCUACCUUUUUUAUCCGACACCUCAAUGCGACACUCAUGGCUGCCCCUGAACUGACUUCUUCUGACCAAUACGGUUCCCAUAUAAUGAUCAAGUUCUACCAGGUGUGCUACGCCUUUAUGAGCAACAAAGCAAGCGUUUCCCUCGGCGACAUGGCGAUGACCGCGAGUAUUUUCCUUGACCUCCCAUAUAUGGUAGACAGCAAAAACAUAUCCGACGUCAUGAUGCACCUGUUCAACGUUACCCUUUCCAAAGGGAUAUCCACAACGUUCAAACUGGAAGUCCUAAGAAAUGACACUUACAUAUACGGUCAUUUUCAGACGGAAACUUCGAUACGAGUUAAGAUGGCAAGAACACUGGAGGACUUGCAUGCGGGUCAGGCGAUGCCCCUUAUGUCCGACGGUGAGCUUGAGACUUACAUGAACCAAGUCCUGCAUAGCUUGGGAUUCGAUGACAACGCGUCGGAACUCGUCAAAAUGGACAAGGAUGUCGAGAAAACGCUGAGUACGCCUAUGGCUUCCAGGUACCUCGAGUUCCAAGAGCUUGCUCAACUGGUAGCUCCAUACUCGCCCGAAGCACUCCUCAAACUAGCGAAUCAGCUUCUUCCGCGCACGCGUCAAUUGCGUUCUGUCCAUGAAACGAUCUACGCUGAAGGAAUUGAGCAAGCGCUCGCUUUACGGAAUCUUACCGAAGAUCAACCUGUGCUGGGAUGGUCUUUGUACUAUGCUCUUCACUUGCUAACUAGUGUACUUCGUUUCUAUAGAGUCCCAAGCACUGAGCCGAGGACCAUAGCCAUGGCGUGCCUGGGAAUGACCCGAAACCUCCUGACGCACACAUGGCCCUAUUUGGUGAGCAGGACUCUACAUAGCCCAGCACCCAAAGUCGUCGAGAUGGGCAGAAGCAUACUAAGCACUAUAACCGCCGCAAACUUGAACCAAUGGAUGGAUACUGCAAUGAGUAUCCACGUCGACUCGAAGCUGAAGAAACUCUCUCUCAUUUCCUACGAAGAAUCGAAGCUGAAAAUCAUAGCAGCAGAUGUCAGCUACUUAAGAUCUAACGUGAAAGACGACGAUUUUGUGAAGAUGUUUCUGGCUUUGACCAAGUUUGAAACGGAUCUUCUGCAGCAAGUCCCUCCUACGUCGAAUACAUACACGCUAAGUUUGCAUCAGCUCACUUCGAACUUGACGUACGACGACGGCGUCAACUCGAUCGUGGUACCUUCGGCUUACCAGGAGCCACCCUUUAUGUACGCGGGCGACGACAUCGCCUUUUACUUCAACUACGCGACGCUAGGAGCGCUCUUUACACGGGAGGUGAUACACGCAACGAGGCCGUCGUGGUCUGGUGCCAAAAAGUUUGCUGUCUUCAUGGACUGCAUCAAGGAGGUGCAUCGAAGCCUAGGAAUGCACGAUGCCGAGGACGAGGCUGCGUGGAAUAGAAGCGCUUUUGCCUUGACUUUCGGAGCUCGCCUGACGUAUGACGUUGUUCGGCACCUUGUUAAGGAGAGAGGGGAGGACAUAUUUACUAGUAGCUGGCCUAAUGUUGAAACGGUACUCUUUCUUCGCCUGUGCAUGAUGUCCUGUGGACAAGAAGGGAAACCCCUCGUACCUAGAGAACAAUGUCUUCUGCCGCUUCACGCAAACCCGGAGUUUAUGCGACAUUACGAGUGCGUGGACAAACCCAAUUUCAAAAUGACUCCCUGUACAUCGUCCAUAUUUGCGUAGAAACCAGGCACUGCAAUCGGUUGCCCAAUCCACUGCUUGUAAUGCCCACCAAAGGAUCGUCGCUGGCGUGCCAAGCAAUAAAUAGAGCA